AAAAUCUCUUUGAACGCUUACUUGACUAUGACGCUGACCGACCAAGUGCUCAAGCGCAUUCCGCACGACGUAUCGGCCGAGCAGAUCGUGGCUGCGGUGUGCUAUGCCGUCGCUAUACUGCUGCUAGCCACUCUGACCGUCAUCUACUUCCUCUACGGCUUCUUUACAGUCUUCAGCGUAAUCUUCUUGCUGCUACUUCUAAUUCUCCGCUGGGUUUAUUUAAACGCAGUGGGGGUGCUGGGCUGGACAAGCCCUUGGGUACGCAACUCGGACGUGGUGAUCGAGUCCUUAUCCAGCAACCCACAACAGAAAGGGACACUGCGUGUUGUCUGCAUCUCGGACACACACGCCAAGCACCGCAAUCUCCGGGACAUCCCAGAGGGGGACGUGUUGCUACACUGUGGAGAUUUUACGAACCGCGGAACCCACGACGAGAUCCGCGACUUCAAUGACUGGCUGGGCACGUUACCCCACCGACAUAAAGUGGUGAUUGCAGGCAACCACGAUGUCUGUAUGGACGCAGUCGAGUACGACCAGCAUUGGAACAAGGCAUUCCGUCAUAAAGUAUACAACGACCCCAGUCUUUCCAGAGCACUGCUAACUAACUGCACGUACUUGGAGAACCGCUCUACUGUCAUUAAUGGAGUGAAGAUUUACGGAUCUCCCAUGACUCCACCGAUCCCUGGACGAGCAGGGGCGUUCAAUGUGGCUCGAGGGUUUGCGGACCAGCAACAUUGGACCAAAGUCCCGGCCGAUGUCGAUGUGCUAGUGACGCAUGGACCACCUCAUGGAAUUUUAGACACAACGUUUACUGGAUUGCACGUGGGUAGCGAGACACUGUUGAAGGAGACGAUGUCGAGGAUCCGACCUAGUUUCCACAUCUUUGGACAUAUCCAUGAAGCGUACGGAGCUACUCGAGUGGGGAAGACUGUGUUCGUGAAUGCAGCGAGUAGUACGCUGCUAACGAAGCCUCGUCAUGCGCCUGUAGUGCUAGAUAUCCCAGUCAAAUGUUAAGCCAUGGAUUGUUCUUGUUAUCCUGUGUUUUCGUGAUUAUUGGACGCUGUAGGAUCGUGUGGAUACUGUAUCCAUAAUCCGAAAACAUGCAUCUGGACAUUCUGGCGACUACCAGU
Phytophthora nicotianae INRA-310 is the source of this 1130-nucleotide messenger RNA. RefSeq lists its product as hypothetical. Gene Ontology annotation, molecular function: hydrolase activity. The record is from RefSeq and is a predicted model, not a curated record. NCBI's taxonomy places the organism in Eukaryota, Oomycota, Peronosporomycetes, Peronosporales, Peronosporaceae. The transcript has a single exon. The coding region runs from base 28 to 1014 and encodes 328 amino acids.